AUGGCCAUGACCUCCAACAAUCGGAGUCAGAAUCAAAAUCAAAAUCAAAAUCAAUCACAGAGUCAAAGUCAACAGUCGCAAGUAUGUCUACUAGACUCGGACCGACUGUCGUCACUCCUACGCGACGCUCUCUCGUGGAGUUUAAGUACCAAUGAUGCCAAUGGUGGGGACGAUAGCAACAACAACAAGCACAGUGUUUCAUCUCUCAUGGUGUCGGCGAUGAACGGGUCAAUUCUGGCGUACGCCUAUCGCGACGGACAGACGCCUUCAGUCAAAGACAUGCGCACGCAGUCGACGACCAUGACGGCCGCAUACAGCACGGUCGCUUCGGAGGAUGCGGAUGUUCUGGUGUUUGAGGCGCAGAAUACGGGGGCCGUUUCGGUGAUUACCCCGAUUGCUGAUCAUGUUUUGUUGGCGGUGACGGGGCCGGCGCCAAAGUCGAAGUCGAAGUCGAAACGGAGGUAUGAUCACAAUGGAGUUGAAAGAAAUGGGGUGGGCUUCGGCGGUCAGGAUCGGGAUCAGGAGAAUGGUAAUGAUAUCAUCAACCACAAUGGGGCUCUGAAUGGGACCCUGAAUGGGGUACAUGGCAGUGCUCGGGAUCACCGUCAUCAUGAGGUCGAGGGCCGAGAGGAAGAAGAGGGCGAUGAAACAGAAACAGAAGGGGAAGAGCAUUACAAUGGUGAUGGACUCGAAGACGAAGAUGAAGACGAACGGCAUCGACAGAUACGCUUGGAUCUCGAACUGGUCAGUCAGGAACUGGCGGGGUUGUUGAGGGCCGAAUUGGCGAGGAUGAAAUGGCCGAAUGAUAUAUGA
Molecule: messenger RNA, 813 nt
Organism: Exophiala dermatitidis NIH/UT8656
Lineage: Eukaryota; Fungi; Ascomycota; Eurotiomycetes; Chaetothyriales; Herpotrichiellaceae
Exons: 1
Coding region: 1-813 (270 amino acids)
Source: RefSeq, a predicted model, not a curated record